This is a messenger RNA of Oldenlandia corymbosa var. corymbosa, 953 nucleotides long. Lineage: Eukaryota; Viridiplantae; Streptophyta; Magnoliopsida; Gentianales; Rubiaceae. The record is from the annotation of a GenBank genome assembly.
AUUUAUUCUUUGCCAGCUUUUGUAUUUUUCCCCCAAAUCUGUUGGCCCUAACCGCCAUUGAUUCAUAGGAUUCUCUCCAAAACCUCCGUCCGCUCCUGCGUUCAGAAAUUGAUUGAAUGUUCCUGAAUUGCUGAAAUUGCUUGUAGGUCAACGACAUGUCGUCUAAACAAGAAGCAGCUCAGGAUGCUGCCGAAAGAAUCAAGGCUGCGGCAUUAUCUGCUGCCAAGGGUCUUGGCCGGCCUCAGGCAGAGCGCGCAGCUGCAGCGGCUGCACGCAAUGUGAAUGCCUAUGGACAGAAGGAAGAAGGGCCGAGUAGAUGGCAAGAAAGGAAAGAAGCUAAGAGACAAAUGUACCUGAACAGUACUGAGAAACAAGUAAUUUUGGGCGAAAGAAAGGCCGUUAAAGGUUCGCUGGCUGCUCCUGGUUCUGCUGCUCAAUGCCAGAAGUGUUUCCAAACUGGGCAUUGGACGUACGAAUGUAAAAAUGAACGGGUUUAUAUAUCACGCCCAUCUCGUACACAGCAGUUGAAGAACCCCAAAUUAAGGAUGAAGGUGUCAAUUUCCUAUGAUUUGGAUGAUAAGGAUGUUGAAAAGGAUGGGAAGAGCGUUAAGUCAUCCAAGAAGAAGAGUAAGAGGAAGCAUAAAUCGGAUACAGAAUCUGGUUCUGAUAGCGAGGCUUCGGUUUUUGAGUCUGACAGUGAGGCAUCAUCAGUCACGGGGUCCGACUACUCUUCUGCUGAGAGCGGAUCAAGUGAUAGUUCAUCUACAGAUUCAGAGGAAGAAAGGAGGAGAAAGAGGAAGAAGAAGAAGCAUCAGCAAAGGAAGAGAAGGCACCACCGCAAGUAUAGUUCAUCGUCCGAGUCUGGAUCUGAUUCAUAUUCAGAUUCUGAAUCUGAUUCUGAAGAAAGAAGUAGCAGGAGAAAGGCUAAGAAGAGGCACAGCAAGAGGCGAUGA